AUGGGAGAUGAUGUCAAACUUAAAUUUCUAUCCCUUUCCACAUGUGAAUGGCAAUAUGAUACCUGUACAAGCCCUUGUUUCAAGACGUGCAGGGACCCUCUGGGAAAAAACUGCCAGGCAGUACCAAAAGUGGAAGGAUGCAUCCCUGCCUGUCCUCUCAAUAUGUUGCUGGAUGAAAUCACUCAAAGAUGCGUGUAUUUUGAAGACUGCAUUGAACCUGCAGAUGAUAGUCCACCUUUGGCACCCAGCAUUCAAACACCAGCAGUUUCACAUAUAGCAUCAAGUACAAGUUUGGCAAUGAUCAGUCGUGUACCUGAAGCAAAGGACACGGAAACCACACUUGCUUCAAAAUUGCAGCUCACUGCAACUACAGCGAAAACUGAAUUUUCAGCUGUUACGUCUAAUACAACACUUCCAACCAUAACUUUAUCAUCAAAUAUUUCUUCACCGUCAACAGAAAUGAUAUCUGGGAGAAGCAUUACAGCAAUAUCUGGGACAACAAAAUCUAAUGUGAGCUUGUCUUCUCCUGUUGACAUUUCUCCAUUGUUUCCGUCUACUGUCAGUUCAGAAACUUCCACAAAGAUACAACCGAUCAGUAGUAGUUCCACUAAACUAUUGAGGGCUACAGAACCUCAGACGGUAACUGCUACACAUGCAGUGACUACAAGCACAGAAUCAGAAAGCAAACCAAUUUCUACUUUUAUUUUUACUGGGACAUCCCUUAUACUUAGAACAACAGAAAUGCCAGUCAAAACUAAAAUAAUGGAAAUAUCAGAAAUAGUCACAAAAACACUUCCCACAAAAGAAGCACAAGUAAAACCAGAAGGACUUACAACACUUACAUCCGAUUCAUUUGCAUCAAUAACAGAAAAAACUGCUGCCUAUGUGCCCCAGGUUUCUGCAUCACCAUCUCUGGGCAUGCCUUCAUAUAUACCACCAGUAAACCUAACAGGAACUUCAGAAGAGACAAAAAUAGAACAGUCUUUGACCACAGUAGCUAAUGUUACAGUAACAUCAUCUUCUCCCCCAAUGACUACUUUGUUUAAAACAGUGUCUUCAGCAACGACAAAAGCGGCAACUGUUUUAACCAAACAAAGAGUGAAGACUACAUUUUCACCAACAUCCACACCACCUGUUUUAUUAGGAAAGGCAAUUACAGAACCUCAUCAACACCUGACUGGUACUGCAGAGGUAGCUUUUGCUACAACUCUAGGUCCAAAGACAACAACUCUGCAAACUCAGGAGAGAUCAUCAGAAACAACUUUGUUACCAUUUACAAGAGAAACUCACAAAACAGUAUCUCACGUGGAGCGUGCAUCAAGUUCCUAUUUCCCUCUGCAUUCACUGCAUCCUAGUUCUACAACUGAAAAAUCUGUCACUCUCUCUACAAGACCUUCAGUAUCUGUUCCUACUCCUGCUUCUCCAGCUUCAGGUGAAUUAAAAAAAACAUUCAGAACUGUUUCAACAACAGGAUAUCCCUCAUACAUAGUUCUAAACACAACUGCAUUCCUGACUACAUUAUACACUAAAUAUGCUGGUGUGGCUGAGACUAUCAGAGUGACACCUUUGUCUGUUGAGGUAACAUCCAAAAGAACAUCCCCUUUUGCAUUACCAGCCGAGUCAACUUUGUUUCCUGGAAAAACAUUUCCUGAAUACAAGUCAACUCUGGUUUCAAGUACGGUGAAGACAAGCGCUUCAGCAUAUUCAGGUAGUGUUACCACAUCACCAGUUAAAACCUCUAUCUCAUCAAAAGAAACCACCACAGUUCCUUUUGUAGAUACAGAAAGAGAGUCAGCUCAAAGAACGUCUGUCACUGGAUCCCCACUGACUCUCGUUAGCGCAACUGAAUCCACAUUGUUGACAACACAACCUGAUAAAUCACAAGUGGAAAGAAUUACUAGCAUCUCUACUAGAAAGCCAUCUGCUUUCCCCUCUUCACCAUCAAGUUCUCUAAUAUCUUUAAACAUUUCUCUUCCUUCACUACCCUCAUAUGGAAAAGAAGCAUCACUGACAGCACUCAGUCCCGUGCAUACAUCCCAUGUUGUACUUCCAGUAACAAAAUCUUCUUACACUUUCUCCACCUCUCAGUAUCUAGCAGAUAAAUUGGUCUCUUCUCCUUCUUUAACACAAAUAAUACCAGAAGUAACAACUACACCAAAAUAUCCAGUAGAAACUAAAAUAGUUUCUACAGCAUUGAAAUCUACAGUCCAAAGUAUAACAGAUACAGUAAAACUUACAGCAGCUACAGCUCAGCCAUCCUUUCCUCCAUCUUCAGUAGGCCCCUUCUCUUGGCAGACAUCUUCAGGAGAUAAACUCUCAGUACAGACCACAAAGACCUUGGCUAUACCACAUUUUUCUACUCAGAAGGCUAUGGAACUUGGUCAUCAGACUUCUGAGCCUUUCUUAACAAGCCGAAGCAGUACCCCAAUUUACCAGUAUCCUGCAGAAACAAAAUCCACUGCUCAGCCACAACGUGUCUUUAGCACGACUGAAGCUACAGUAGAAUUGACUUCCUCAUACCCCUUCAUUACCUCACUACCUGAAGCUGCAUCAUCAGUCAGUACUACUCAAACUUCAAAACUUGAAAUGCCAUCUGAGGUGCAAAUGUCUGCUGUGAGUUCACUGCUAGCAGUAUCUGACCGUCCAAAUGAUACAACAGCUCCAUUAGUUUCCUCCUUUGCCUAUUUGUCUACCAAACCAAUUUAUGGCUUGUCUACAACGUUUUCUGAUGGACUGGUGACAGCUGAAGCGGUAUCGGGAGUCACAGCAUCAGCUUUUAUGCGGCCUAGAGAAACAGCAACUCUUCAAACUUGUACACCGAUCACAGAGAAUGAAUGCAUAAAACACAUUUGCUUGGAUGGACAACUGAUCCAAGUUAAUAAGUCACAGAACUGUCCGUACAACACAACUCAACCCAGCUGUGGAGUUUUAGGAUUUGCUACUCAAGUGAAUGGUGACAAAUGCUGCCCAAAGUGGGAAUGUGCAUGCCGUUGCACAAUUUUUUCUGAUCUCAGCAUUGUAACCUAUGAUGGAAAUCACGUGGCUUUAUCCAAAGAAGCAUCCUACGUUGUUAGUCAAACUCAAGAUGAAACUAUAACCAUCCAUGUCCUUGACUGUAGAAUGAGUGAUUCAGAUUCAACUUCUUUGUGCCUGGCGAUGUUGAAUUUAACCUAUGUAUCAAACCAAAUUAUUAUAAAUCGUUUAAGUAGAAAAAUAACAGUAAAUUCAAGAUUUGCUUCGCCUACUAUUAGAAAAUACGGGUACAAAGUCGAGGAUUCGGGCUUCAAGUAUGCAGUUGAGACCCCAACAAAAAUCAGAAUUCAGUGGUUUCACAACACAGGCGUGAUGAUUAUUGAGUUUAAUAAUACCAGAGAACCAAGAGCUUUGGGACUAUGUGGUUUUUGUGACAGAAGCUUGGAAAAUGACCUGAUGCUACCCAACAGGACUGUUUUAAGCAAAAGUGAUGCUCCAUCAAUUUUCAUAGACAGCUGGCAAGUGCCAGGCACACUGAAGUAUGUUGGAGAAGACAGGCAUCAGGAAACUAAUUGCUCAGUCAUGGACUGCUCAGAGUGCUUAAGACUGGUGUUGAACCAGACCUUCAGCAGCUGUCAUCCUUAUGUUCCACCUGAGCUAUUCUGCAAUAUGUGGGUUCAAGACACUGAGUACAUUCGAAAUCCAUGCAUUUCACUAGCUGCCUAUGUGGCAAUGUGCAACAAAUUUAAUAUUUGUAUAGAAUGGAGGAGCUCUGAUUACUGCCCCUUCCCCUGCUCUGAAAACUUCUCCUAUCAGGCUUGUAUAGCUGCCUGUGAGGUUGCGGAUAGUUGUCAGAAUAGCGAGAUUACUUCUCUGGACUCAGACUCCUGCUCAGUGUUGACAGAAGGCUGCGUCUGUGCUGGAGGGACCAUCCUUCACCAAGCUCAUACUGCUCUCUGUAUUCCUGAAGAAAAAUGUGCUUGUACAGACAGCUCAGGAGCACCUCAUGCAGUAGGUGAGAUCUGGAAGACUUCUUUGAGCGGAUGCUGUAUGCAAAAAUGUGUUGACAGUGAGACCAUUAUUCCAGUGGAGUACAACUGUUCAGAUAUCCACAAUUUAGACUGCCAGCGAUUUGCAGAAGUGGCCUUGCUUGUUCCUGGUGAUCAGACAUGUUGUCCUCAGAAGAUCUGUAUUUGUAAUCAGAGCCUCUGUGAAUCCCUAAUCCCUGAGUGUAAUGGCUUGGAAAAGCUGGUCACUUACUACAGUGAAGAAUCCUGUUGUCCCAACUACGUUUGUGAAUGUGAUCCAGCAAAAUGUGAACCAGUGGAGCAGAUACCAAGCUGUCGAGAUGAUCAAACACUAAUUGUUGCUCGGGUGGAGAGUACCUGCUGCAUUUCCUAUAUAUGUGCAUGCGGGGCUUGCUCUGAUCAAAUACCCAAAUGUCAAGAAGGAGAAGUUCUUAUCGUGGAUGGCAACACUACGGAGAGGUGUUGCCCUACAUACCAGUGUGUUUGUGAAAUACAUCGCUGUCCUGAAUUCAAAUGUAUGCUAGGCAUGUCUUUGGUGGAAGUAUGGAGCCCAGAGAAGUGCUGCCCCUUUCGGAGAUGUGAAUGUGCGUGUGAAACGAUCCCUAAACCUCAGUGUGAACUG
Molecule: messenger RNA, 4623 nt
Organism: Pterocles gutturalis (yellow-throated sandgrouse)
Lineage: Eukaryota; Metazoa; Chordata; Aves; Pterocliformes; Pteroclidae
Product: otogelin-like
Exons: 19
Cellular component (GO): extracellular matrix
Source: RefSeq, a predicted model, not a curated record